CUCUCCCCCCUGUUUUAUUUUUCCAGUUAUAUAUGUAUUGCAACAGAACGAUAAAAGAGAGAGAUUCAAAGAGGGGGGGAGAUGAGAGAAAUAAUCAGUAUUCAUAUUGGUCAAGCUGGAAUUCAGGUGGGAAAUUCAUGCUGGGAGCUUUAUUGCCUUGAGCAUCAAAUUCACCCCGAUGGCUUGAUGCCCAGUGAUGCCUCAGUUGGCGUUGCAGAUGAUGCUUUUAACACCUUCUUCAGCGAGACUGGUUCGGGCAAGCAUGUGCCAAGGGCCGUAUUUGUUGAUCUGGAACCUACUGUUAUUGAUGAAGUAAGGUCUGGUCCUUACAGGCAACUCUUUCAUCCUGAGCAACUGAUUUCCGGAAAGGAAGAUGCUGCCAAUAACUUUGCAAGGGGACAUUACACUGCUGGAAAAGAAGUUAUUGACCUAUGCCUUGAUCGUGUGAGAAAAUUAGCAGACAAUUGCACUGGUUUGCAGGGGUUCCUAGUUUUCAAUGCUGUUGGUGGUGGCACUGGUUCUGGUCUGGGAUCAUUGAUCUUGGAACGAUUAUCUGUAGACUAUGGGAAGAAGUCAAAACUUGGCUUUACCAUUUAUCCUUCUCCUCAGAUUUCAACUGCAGUUGUUGAACCUUACAACAGUGUCCUUUCUACUCAUUCUCUUCUUGAGCACACUGAUGUGGUUGUGCUUUUGGACAAUGAAGCUAUAUAUGACAUCUGCAGAAGAUCAUUAGACUUAGAAAGGCCAACUUACACGAACUUGAAUCGCUUGAUAUCUCAAAUCAUCUCUUCCUUAACCACUUCCUUGAGAUUUGAUGGGGCAAUUAAUGUAGAUAUCACUGAGUUCCAAACUAACCUUGUGCCAUACCCUCGUAUCCAUUUUAUGCUCUCAUCUUAUGCCCCUGUAAUCUCGGCUGCAAAAGCCUACCAUGAGCAGCUAUCAGUUCCUGAGAUCACCAGCGCCGUCUUUGAGCCAUCAAGCAUGAUGGCUAAGUGUGAUCCAAGGCACGGAAAAUACAUGGCAUGCUGCCUCAUGUACCGCGGAGAUGUCGUGCCCAAAGAUGUGAACAGUGCUGUUGCCACUAUCAAGACAAAGCGGACCGUUCAGUUUGUUGACUGGUGUCCUACGGGGUUCAAGUGUGGUAUUAAUUACCAGCCUCCAACAGUGGUGCCUGAGGGUGAUCUUGCCAAAGUGCAGCGUGCGGUCUGUAUGAUAAGCAAUAACACAGCAGUGGCUGAGGUUUUUGCUCGUAUCGACCACAAAUUUGAUCUGAUGUAUGCUAAGCGAGCAUUUGUCCACUGGUACGUGGGUGAGGGAAUGGAAGAAGGUGAAUUCUCAGAAGCCCGUGAGGAUCUUGCUGCUCUUGAAAAGGACUACGAAGAAGUUGGGGCAGAAGGCUUGGAGGAUGAAGAAGAAGAUUACUGAAAUCAAAUCUCCUUCAGCAUUACCUGCCUACAUCUCUUCUUAUCCCUCUGUAUUGUAUCUCUAACACUGCACUGCCUGUUCUUGCCAAUCUUUCUGGUGUUGUGGCUUUGUUAUUGAUGAUGAUUCCCAAUUAGAGGUCGAUCCGAGAUUACUUAUCUCCAGGAUUCAUCUCAGUUUUCGAAUCAAUCCCUUGCUUCUUUUGCAAAUC
Messenger RNA from Neltuma alba, 1633 nucleotides. Its product is annotated as tubulin alpha-3 chain. The record is from RefSeq and is a predicted model, not a curated record. Lineage: Eukaryota; Viridiplantae; Streptophyta; Magnoliopsida; Fabales; Fabaceae. Gene Ontology annotation, cellular component: microtubule. Gene Ontology annotation, molecular function: structural constituent of cytoskeleton; GTP binding. The transcript has 5 exons. Gene Ontology annotation, biological process: microtubule-based process. Bases 82 to 1425 code for a protein of 447 amino acids.